CUAUCUAUUACUGAUUUUUGAAGAGCUUUUUUCCGUUUUUUUUUUUCCCCUCGGUCCAUUCAUCAUUCAAAAUGAUGAGUAGAAACCAAGAAAAGCUGGCAGAUGAAGUGACGAAAAGGAUAUGCAACUUCGUGCCUCAAUCAUCCCCUCCCAGCCGCCCCCCAAAGUUUUCAGUUUCCCUUCCCUUAGAAUGAUGUCUUUAUAUUCGGGCUGUGACCGGCCAAGUGUCUGGUCGGGCAGGUGUCCGAUUCACAUGCACGUCCGGGAUGUGUCCCGAGCCGUCUCACCGAGGCUGAGACAGGGAAGCAGACUCUCCUGCACCCUCUGGCCAGCCCCGCGGAGAACCAGGGCUCAGGCGGCGCGCACACCGCAGGGACCCACCGGGAACCCAGCGUCCCCGCAGCCCCGCACGCGUUGGCGCCAAAACGAAGCCUCCGGGCCCGUCCCCUGCCGGAACUAUGCCUCACGUAAGCCACGUAAUCAAUGACCCUGCGCCUCGCUAAGUAGUCCCCGUCCAGGAUGCCCUCGGCACUGGCUUUCCGAGCUCCAGAGGUCCUCAGGAGGAAGACACCGGCCUCAGAGAGGGAUUGGCUUGAGACCGAGGCAGACCUUACUGAAAUUGGUCAUUUUGAGCUCAUCAAAGGCUGAGUCAUUGAGGAGUCUACACACCCUGUACUGAAACGAUUAUGCCUUAAUUCAUCCAAUCCAGUCGUGUGCUACAGCUACCUGGAUACCGUGGUUCCUAUGCAUAAAGAUGUCUCUGGUGGAUCUGGGGAAGAGGCUGCUAGAAGCUGCAAGGAAAGGCCAGGAUGAUGAAGUGAGGACGCUGAUGGCGAACGGGGCCCCGUUCACCACCGACUGGCUUGGAACGUCGCCUCUUCACCUUGCGGCCCAGUAUGGUCAUUACUCCACAGCAGAAGUGCUCCUGCGAGCAGGCGUUAGCAGGGACGCCCGGACCAAAGUGGACAGGACGCCUUUGCAUAUGGCUGCAGCUGAUGGGCAUGCGCACAUCGUGGAGCUGCUUGUUAGGAGCGGUGCGGAUGUGAAUGCCAAGGACAUGCUGAAGAUGACGGCCUUGCACUGGGCCACAGAGCACCACCACCGGGACGUGGUUGAAUUACUUAUCAAAUAUGGAGCUGAUGUCCACGCUUUUAGCAAAUUUGAUAAGUCUGCCUUUGACAUAGCACUGGAGAAAAACAAUCCUGAGAUUCUGGUCAUCCUUCAGGAAGCGAUGCAGAAUCAGGUGAACGUUGCCCCCGAGAGAGCCAACCCGGUGACUAACCCUGUGACUGUGACUGCCCCCUUCAUCUUCACCUCUGGAGAGGUCGUGAACCUCGCUAGCUUUGUUUCUUCAGCCAACACCAAAGCAACCUCAGCUAAUUUAGAGGAAAUCGAAGAAGGAAAUUCACUUGACUCCUCGAUCCAGCAAGUGGUGGGAAGUGGAGGCCAGAGGGUCAUCACCAUAGUGACUGAUGGAGUCCCUCUGGGUAAUAUUCAAACCUCAAUCCCUGCCGGAGGCAUCGGCCAGCCCUUCAUUGUAACUAUGCAAGACGGACAGCAAGUUCUGACAGUGCCUGCUGGUCAGGUUGCAGAGGAGACAAUAAUUGAAGAGGAAGAAGAGGAAGAAGAGAAGUUGCCACUGGCCAAGAGACCAAGGAUGGCAGAGAUGACAGACAGUGUUGAGGAAAGCAAGGAAGGCAGUGAGCGAGAGCUGCUGCAGCAGCAGCUCCAGGAGGCCAACCGAAGAGCCCAGGAAUACAGACACCAGCUUCUCAAGAAAGAGCAGGAGGCAGAGCAGUACCGACUGAAGCUGGAGGCUAUGGCCCGGCAGCAGCAGCCGCUCAACGGAGUCGAUUUCACGGUGGUGGAGGAGGUAGCGGAAGUGGAUGCUGUAGUAGUGACAGAAGGGGAAGUGGAAGAGAGAGCGGCGGAAGUGAGGAAGUCGGGAAGGACCACUGAGCCUCACACUAGUGUUUCCAUAGAAACUGUUCCAUCCUAACACACAAAGGCCACAACUUGCACUCAUUCAUCUUAUCCUUUUUAAGAAGAAAAUACAGAGGGCAAGCAUUGUGUACAAAUUAAGACUGUCCUUAAGAAGGUAACAAUAGCAGGGCUCAGUGCCUGGGCCCAGAAAGGCUGUGUGUGCAGCUGGAAAACUCAGAGCCACCUUAGGGAUCUAAGGGACCAAAGGACCAGGACCAAAACUCUCAAGUCACAUCAUUGCUUUAAACAGAGUACUGGGCAUUGCGGGUUGAUUUUUUUUUUUUUUAUACUUAACUUUAUAUCAAAAGAUUUUAAAAUAAUACUUGUAAUACAUAUACACCAAGAGCCUUUAAUAAUUAUAACUGAGAUUUUCAAGUGACCUGAAAUUUGCCUUAGAUUUAUGAAACUAAUAGGGUUGUAGGAAGCCUCCUUGAGGAGGAGUAAAAGAUACCCUACAUUCCUUUCUUUCCUUUCCUUUUUUUUGGGGGGGAGUGGGGGGCACGGCAGGGGGAGGUUUGAGGUAGGGUUUCACUGUGUAGCCCUGGCUGUCCUGGAACCCACUCUGUAGACCAGGCUGGCCUCAAGCUCACAGAUCCACCUGCCUCUGCUUCCCCAGUGCUGGGAUUAAAGGCCACUACUGCCUGACGAAAUAUACCAUACAUUGCUAAGAGCAGGCCCACAGGCUGUCCUGGUUAAGUCACUGAAAAGGAAUCUAAGCGGGAAUGGUAGGACAUACCUGUAAUGCCAGCACUCAGGACGCUGAGACAAAGCUAAUAAGUGUGAGGUCAGCAUGAGCUAAAGAGACUCCUUCAGUGAAAGAGGGCCAGGUGUGGUGAACACCUUCAAUCCCGUCACUCAGGAAGUACAGACAGUCGGUCUCUGUGAGUUCUAGGCCAGUCUGGUCCAUAUAUCAAGUUUCAGGUCAGCCAAGGCUACAUAGUGAGAACUCAUCUCCAGAUAAAACAAAGCAAAACAACAUGCGAGAGGAGAGCAGCUCAGCAGUUAGGAGAACCUGAGUUCCGCUCCCGGCACCAUAUCAGGCUGCUCACAACUACGUGUAGUUCCGCUGCAGGGGAUCAAAUCCCCCUUUCUGGCCUCUGUGAGCACCCACACAUAUACAUAUAAAUAAAAAUGGAAAAGUUAAGUAAGUUAGUUAAUGCCGAGGUUCACGCUUUGGGAACAUAGGGCAGGAAGAUUGCCUUGAGUUUGAAGCCAGCUUGAGCUCCAUAGUGACUUAGUUCACAAGGGUGGUGGGGUAUACCUCUGCCAGCAGCACUGAGGUGGUAGAGGAAGGUGCAUCUCUGUGAGUUUGAGGCCAGCCUAGUCUGCAGAGAGAGUUCUGGGAUAGCCAGGGCUACAUUCAGAGACCCUGCCUUAAAAAGAAAGUAAGUUAGCAAAGAGAAUCUGACUUGUGAUUGCCUGAUAAAUUGUAUGUUCAUAGCUUAGAAACCAGUUUAAAGAGGCAAGGUUCAACCAGGCAUGGUGGUGCACACUUGUAAUCCCAGCACUUGGGAGGCUGAGACAGGAGGAUCACUGCGAGUUCAAGGCCAGCUUUGGCUACAGUAAGAUUUUUCUAAACAAAACAAAACAAAAAAACACAACAAAAACUCUGACUGGCCAGACCUGGUGACCUCUCCUCCCUGUACUCAGGAGGCAGAGGCAGGUAGGUUUUGGGAAUUCUAACUAGCCUGGCCCACAUAGGGAGUCCCAGCCAGGGCUACACAGACCCUAACUAACAACAGCAAAAAAAUCUGAGGGCGUAGCUCAGGGUAGAACAUGGUGCUUAGCGUGCCCGGAAGCCCUGGGUUCCUCCUCGGCACCCUAUGUACACAACAGAAUGGAGCAGGAGAGCACGGGAAAAGAGUUGACUUUUAAAUGCUGGGAAAAUCGACUUAUGUGGGGGAGUGUACAUGUAGAACCUGUGUCCUCCAGGCUGCGUUUCCUGAGAUGGGGCUGUGGCCAGAACAAGGCUUCUGAGCUCUGAAACUGGUCCUGAGAUGGAACCUGUACUGACUGGACUUUGUAAGACUUCAAUCAGGAGGUCAUUUAUUGUCAAAGCAUAUUGCUUCCAAACACCUGUUUAUAUAAAAUCAAGCUCGAACUCUUUGAAUUCUAUACAAUGUGAUUGGACAUUCUAUGUCACAAAGGACAUUGGUGCUUUCCUAUAGCACUUACUUUCUAUGGCCAAAAAAAGGAGUGUGGCAAAGAUGCAGGCCAACGCUGUGUGGGCUUGUUUCUGUUUGAUUUUGGAUGGGUCCGUUGCUGCUUUUGUUAGUGUGGCCAGCAGAGCUCUGUGCCUUACAGUGUUCAGGACAGGUGACGGGGGUGCAGGUGUCACUGCCACAGAGCAAGGAGCCACACCCAGGCUCUUGCUGACCUCUCUCUCUUACUCUCUGCUCAAACACUUCUGCAAAGAUUUUCAGUGCUGGGUUGUUGCUGAGGUGGGUCAGGGCAGGGUCUCUAUUCUUAACACAGAGUGGUUUUUGUUUGUAUAGCUGGGCGUCCUGCUCAUGCCUGUAACCUCAGCACUCACAGAGACCCGGCUGCUUCUCCCUCCCUCUGCCUCCCAAGGGCUGGGAUCAAAAGUGUGUGCCCCCACUGCCUGGCUGAGAUACCUGUCUCAAAGAGAAAAGAAAGGGCCGAGACUAUAGUUCAGGAAGAGCCCUUGCCUGUCAUUUUAUGAGGUCCUAGGUUCAAUCCCCAGGACUGCAAAAAACAAAAUUUUUUUAAAAAUUUAAACAGCAUGUGAUAGUACAUGUCUGUAAUCUCAGAACUAGGAGAGGGAGGCAAGAGGUCGGAAGUUGAGGGCCAUCCUUGGUUAUUGAUUAAGUUUGAGGCCAGCUCACACCCCGUCUCCCCAAAGGGGUAAAGGUAUCUAAAAUCAGGGAAAGGCUAUGUAGACUUGCUUGCUUUGUUGCAAAUUAGAAGAAACCAGAGGGACAUGUGCCAGGCAAACAUCUGAAUGACUGUCGAGAAUAUGGUUUCCUAAUUAGUGGUCAUGAAGAAAAUGGGCAUUUUAACCUGGAAGAGGCUUGACAGUUAACCGGUUCUGUUUACCUUGAUUAGUGGAAUAAUUGUUGCAGUGUUCCAGAGGUGUAGAAUCAUUUUUGGCUGAAAAUAUAAUUCUCUAAAUCAAAGUUAAAAAACAGACUAGACUGUUAGAGGUUUAUAGGCCAAAAUAACUGUUUUGAAAUGAAUCUUGGCUGCUGCCACUUUGACUAGGUCUGCUCUGUGGAUCCGAGCAUCGGGGAUUAUUCUAGUGCCUUGAGAGUGUCUGGAAAUACAGUGGAGGAGGCUGUGUGCAGCUGAGGAUGGGGAGCUGUGUCUGCUCCUGAUGCUGGCUCUCCUGAGAUUCCUGGGGAGUGGGGUGCUAGCAGUAAGCUCUAGUGUGUGGCAUUCUAGAGCCUUGGCUAACUGGAGGGAACAAGCUUCUUUUUAGAUGGCUUCUGUUUACAUUCUUGGAGCAUAUGUUGAUUUUAAUUCCUUCCUCCUUUUAAGGGGAUGAGGAUUAACUCUGCAGAGGGUAUCCAUGCCUAAGCACCUCAUCACCUUGGUAGUUACUGUGGGGAUGGGAUCUGUCCAUCUAGUCCUCCCUUCCGAGCAGAGCUACUUUAGGGGGCCUGUUUUGUUGCUCCGAGUUGUUUUUGAACAUGACGUCUCUGUUUAUCAUCUCAAAAAGGAAGUAGGCUUUGCAUUUCCGUUACACCGCUAUGAGGGUGAGAGGGUGAGGGAGAGGAUGCUCAGUCAGUUAGAAAUGGAGUGUGGAGAGCCAGGCUCAGGACACGGGAAGUCCCAGCUCGGGGGAGGUUGGAGCAGGAGGUUCAAGAGUGAGAGGCCACACUGGGCUCCGUAACAACACCGUCCCCAAAGAUGGGGUGGACAGAUGGCUCAGUGGAUAAGAACUCUUGUGAUAAGCGAGCACGAGGGCCCAAAUUCAGAUCCCAGCACCCACUCCGACAAGCCUGGCCCCUGGGCACCUGUGACCCUAACCCUCUAGCAGGCCGGACGGAGAUCACUGGGGUUUGCUGGCUGCCAGUCUCUCCGAAAGGUGAAUUUCAGGUUCAGGUCCCAAAGGAGUACCGCAGAAAGCAGUGGAGGAGGAGACCCACCUUCUCUCCUACCCUCCGCACGUGCACGCGCACGCACCCACCCAGAGAGUAAGUAAGUAGAAAUUAAAUCCACCAAUGCCAUUUCAUGACUUCAGAUAGCCUUCUAAGCCAGCCUUCUUCGUUGCUUUUUUAAGACAGGGCCUCACUCUGUUGCCCAGGUUGGCUUCAGACUCAGGGCAGACCCCCUGCCUCAGCCUCUUGAGUGCUGAGACUCUAGGUGUGAGCUCCACAUCUGGCUUGGUUCAGUUGAAAAGAUAUACCAUGGCUCUUGUGGGUCAAGAGGGCCCAGCUGAUUUCUAAGGCUGGACACAUGAGAAUCGAGUGGCAGAUGAGCCAUUUGGGGCUGGAGCUCAGCAGAGGGACGGACGCCAGGCUUAGGACUACAGGAAAGCUGCUACAGGAAUCCCAGUGUUAAUUCAGGGAGAUGAACCCUACAUUUGCAUCUUGAUUGUAAGUCUUUCCCCAAAAAAAGAGAAAGAAAGAACGUUACAACUUCUGCUCUUCCUGGCUUCGGGGAAAUUCAUGACAACUGUAUAAAUGUGCCUUCCCUCGCUGCCUAUCAUUGUAAUGCCAAAGCAGAGCCCUCAUGGCUAACGUAGGGAAAGUGGCCUUAGGGGUUCUGCUCUGAACUCUGUGCCUUAAGAAGACGCUCUUUCUCUGUCAGAUGUGUAUUGGCUUUGGUUCUGUUUUUCUCUAGACAUAAUCUUACUAUGUAGCUCUGGCUGGCGUGGAACUUGCUAUGUAGACCAGGCUAGCUUCGAACUUAUAGAGAUCCACCUGCCUCUGCCUCCUGAGUGCCAGGAUUAAAGGCACCUGGCAACAGAUAGUUUUUAUAUCCCUUUGCUGGGUGCAUAUCAGUGUACAUGUAUGUAAAUAAAUAAUGGAUCUUUCCCAGUUUUCUCUUUGAGGUUCAUCUCUAAAUUAUCUGGGAUAACCUGGAUGCUUAUUAAGUACACAGAUAGGGUUUCUUUGAAUCCCCUUGAUCCAAGGAAACACUGAAUAAGGAGAAAUAGAGAGUUGAGGCCCAAGGAGCUGGUCCAUGCUCACGGGGAAGCAAGCAGAUGAGUGCAGACACCACGUCAGUGCACAGUGACCAGGAGCAAAGUGAGCUGCCCCUCCGUGACCCAGUCAGUGCCUUUUCCUCCCGUUGAAGCUGCCGUGACGCUUAGAACAGCCCUGAGAUGACCGUGGGGAAGCACAUGUUUAGUCCCAGGACUCAGGAGGUGGAGGCGGAUGGAUCUCUGUGAGUUCCAGGCCAGCCUGGGCUGCAGAGUUAGGCUUCUGGCAGGAAAGAGCCCAGGUGCGGGGUUGUGGAAACUGGCCCUCUGGACCCCUGCGUCCCAGCCCAGGGUCCCACCAUGGAGAAAGAGCUCACUCUGAGAAAGCUUGCUCACGGGGCUGUCUCCUCACAUCUGCCUCCUCAGGGCUAGAAGAGUUGAGAGAGGCACGUGGGGCACGCUUGUCACAAGUCUGACAAAGAGCAGGAGUCACUUCUUGUCCCAAUUUCUUGGAUACUGGCCCUGCUGUCCUCUACUCGUGCAGCUGGAUAAAGUUCCUGUCAAGGCCACCACUAUGCACUUUAUGCUCUUCCUCCUGGUUUGUUUUGCUUCUUUGAAACAGGGUCUCUUUCUGGCCCAGGCUGACCUAGAACUUACUGUGUAACCCAGCUAGCCUCAGACUCACAGCAAUCCUUCUUCCUUGGUCUGCUGUGUCCUGGGAUUACACACGAGUCACCAUGGCAGACCAGCUAACUCCAUCUUAUGUGGUACCUCUACUCCUUCAAGUUCAGACUAUUUCCUGUCACUUUACCUAACAGGAGACCAAAAGCAAGGAGGACAGCCAUUAGAAGGAAGUAGCUCUGACCCUCUGGUGCUGGCCUUCUUCUAAAGGGUUCACCCUCUCUAGGGCUAGGGAGGAAGAUCUUAAACUCUGGAGUGGUAGUUUGGCUUGUUAGGAGCAGGGAACCGUGAUCCUUGUCUUCCCUGCCCCUCCCCCACUGUGUGGGUUUCUGCUGUCCCACAGCUCCUGUCUUAGGAAGGUUUCGCCAGGCACUGGAACAUAAUUAGUCGGUCAUCACUAACCUAUGGGACUCCUCUUUUCCUCCUCUCCUCCUUCCCAACCACAUGUUGUCUUCUGAGAUGAUGUGUUGCUGAGAAUUAACUAGGUCAUACUCUGUCGUGUUCCCACUUGGUUUCUGACGACUUCCAAUGUUAACUGUUACAGUAGCAGCUCUGCUCCCUGGCCAUGCCCAGUGUGUCCUUCUGCCAAGGCCAUGCAGAGGCGGGUGCCCGACCGUGUCCUCUCGUUUCUCAAGUUGUCCGGCAGCUUUAUGUACAGUAAAAUUUUAGGGAAACAAAUUUUCUUUUUUACUUCGGAUAAAAUAGUCCAUUCUGAUGAGCAAGCUUGUGUGUACAUGUGUGUGGGUGAGCAUUUGUGUACAUAUACCUAUACAGAUCUAUAUUAUAUAUACAGUUUUGUACUAUCAUUUAAAAUAAAGACAUUUCUUAAUAAAACGUU
Molecule: messenger RNA, 8609 nt
Organism: Peromyscus leucopus (white-footed mouse)
Lineage: Eukaryota; Metazoa; Chordata; Mammalia; Rodentia; Cricetidae
Gene: Gabpb2
Product: GA binding protein transcription factor subunit beta 2
Exons: 9
Coding region: 755-1999 (414 amino acids)
Biological process (GO): positive regulation of transcription by RNA polymerase II
Cellular component (GO): nucleus
Molecular function (GO): protein binding; transcription cis-regulatory region binding
Source: RefSeq, a predicted model, not a curated record